ACACUUUUGCAAACAUUGGGCCGUACGUUCAUACGAAGUGAGGGCUGUGCUGUGUAAUUCAGUUAUCUCCUGUUUAUUUAUUCAAUUUGCCCAUUGUUGUAAAACUGCAAGAAAGUGAUUAUUAUUUAUAUUGAGGUUGAGAAGAUGAGAUUAUUAUUCUACAGCCAGUAGCGUUUCCCACUUGGAUUCAAAGACACCACUUUUCUUGGCACUGAGAGCGUCAGUUGGUGAUUUUGUUGGCAAUUUUACAUAGUUUCCUCGCCUGGUGAACUAUCUCUCCAUCCACCGCCCGCAAGUGCAUAUCUGAGCAAUAGCGAUAUCGAUAAUACCAAAAUGUAACUUGUCACACGUUCAUUCUCUCUGUUAAUAUGUCCACCUUGGACGCGGGUGACCAGUGAGUGUUCUGAGAGAGAGAACGCAAAAUAUUAAUCAGGACUGAACUCUAGUGACGACAAUAAUGUGACUGUUGAACUCGUCAACUCUGAACCCUUUCACAAAAGGCCAAAGGGCAUCGUGCCGCAGAUCAGCGGCAUACGUGGAGAAGUGCUUUGGGCUCAGCACCUGUGGCGUGGCAUUGCUAAUUUCGCGCAAAGGGUCCAUUCCACAUGGAGUGCGAAGUGAGCUCCACACAACCUGCGGCCUACAAUGGGGCGGGAAGUCGUAGUAGUCCCCCCUCGGCCUCCGUCGUCACUUCGUCCUCCCCCGUGCCCAAGACCGGCGGGGGGAGUGGCAAGUCCCAACUCCACGUCGACUUCAUUGAGCACGGCGAAGUGAAGGAGAAGCGAGAAAAGUACUUGACGGCCAAAUACGGGAGUCAUCAAAUGAGUCUCAUCCGGAAACGUCUUGCAGUGGAAAUGUGGCUUUACGAUGAGCUCCAGAAACUUUACGAAGACGAGGAAGGGACAUCUUCCACUCAUGACGUUGAGAUCGACUUGGACGAAGUGCUUGACAUGGACGGGGACGAGGAACGUCGGAAAUUUCUGCUCCCACUUCUUGUGGACGCCAAGAAGUCUCAAGACAUAGUAAAUAAAUUUGUGGACGAGGUGAUAUCCAAAGCGAAAACUCUGUGAGAACAAUGCUACAAUACACAUCAUGCCCCGUGUAAUUCACUACGCCUUGAAGCCUCCUCCUGUCCGAGUACUACUCGUGGUCCCGAAACCAACAAAAUGACACAGUUUUAAUUAAAAAGAGUAAAAACCAUUAGUAAUACCAACCAUACACAUCUAGAGACCAGUUACGUAGACUUUUUUUAGAACGGCAAUUAGGAAAAGCAUAAAUUUAUCUGUAGUAAUUAAACAUAACUUUAUAUUGUGAGGUGGUGAUGAUGGUGACAUAAGAUCUCGACAUUUUAAAGUUGAAUGAUUUACAGUUGUAUUAUGACUUGUUUUUUUUCGUGACAGAUUACACUACCUCGUUUUUACUCCUCCUCCACCUCCUCCUACAACAACUGAAAUCAAUCAACCCUAAUAUUUGUUGAUGGGUAUUAACACAAAUUAGUUUCAAUUAUGUUUUGUACCACCGUUUAACUUAUAAGAGAAAGCAUAAGAGCAACCAGGAAUUUGCAUGAGAGCUACAUAAUUAAAUAGUCUUCCUCAAAACUUGGGUAAAUAAAUAAGAUAGCAAUUGCAUUUCUUGCAGAUUCUGAUUUCCGCAGCUUCCUUCAAGAUGCAAACAUUUUUCAUAACAAUAAUUAUGUCUUUUGUAGAUGACUAUAGAGUGACGCGAGUCGUCAUCUAACAAAAGGUCUCAAUGAUGUACAAUACAUAUUAAGUUUUUUUUGAUAAGUUGAGAGUGCGAGCCUAUGAUUAUUCAUAUUCUGAUCAACAUUGUGCUUGCAAUGAAGAUAUUUAUGUACGAGGUGCCUAUACAAAUUAUUAGUUUUGUGUGGUUAACGGCGUCUACAUAAAAAUAGCUCGGAAAAGACAGAAACAUAAAGCUUUUGUAAUUAUUUUUAUGCUAGGCCAAGACAAAUUUUGACAUUGCUGCGGAUUUUGAUACGUGAGAUAAAUGUGGUAGGCUCUAUAUACUUGUGUGCGUGUACAAUAAAAUUAUUUACAAUUAAAUGUAGACAUUUUUAGUGUGAUAAUAAACAAAACGAUGAUAAAAUCGA
This is a messenger RNA of Folsomia candida, 2110 nucleotides long. RefSeq names its product protein phosphatase 1 regulatory subunit 14C. The record is from RefSeq and is a predicted model, not a curated record. The coding region runs from base 606 to 1070 and encodes 154 amino acids. The transcript is spliced from 5 exons. NCBI's taxonomy places the organism in Eukaryota, Metazoa, Arthropoda, Collembola, Entomobryomorpha, Isotomidae. Gene Ontology annotation, molecular function: protein serine/threonine phosphatase inhibitor activity. Gene Ontology annotation, cellular component: cytoplasm. Gene Ontology annotation, biological process: regulation of phosphorylation.